Messenger RNA from Hyphopichia burtonii NRRL Y-1933, 1012 nucleotides. It is a transcript of the gene CRL1, whose product is annotated as Rho family GTPase. The transcript has a single exon. Lineage: Eukaryota; Fungi; Ascomycota; Pichiomycetes; Serinales; Debaryomycetaceae. Gene Ontology annotation, biological process: small GTPase-mediated signal transduction. Gene Ontology annotation, molecular function: GTP binding; GTPase activity. The coding region runs from base 56 to 1012 and encodes 318 amino acids. The record is from RefSeq and is a predicted model, not a curated record.
AUCAAAAAAAAGAGAGUGCUUGAAUUAAUCGAGUUAAUAUAAUUACUUGUUCAUAAUGAUGAAGAGUCCAAAAAAUGAGAAUAGACAAUCCUUUAAUCCAUAUGAUAAUGUCAAACGUCAAUCAUUAAUGGAUAAGCAAAGAAAAGAAUAUUAUCAACGGUAUAAUUCUCCUAAGAUUAUAAUUAAUGAUGAUCCAGUUAUACCAGACUAUCCAAUUCAAGCAACUUUUAAAAAAAAUUCUAAUUAUAAUAUGAAAAUAGUUGUUGUUGGUGAUGGUGGAUGUGGAAAAACUUGUCUUUUAGUAAGUUAUGCUCAACAGAAAUUUCCAGAAAUUUAUAUACCAACAGUUUUUGAAAAUUAUGUAACUAAUGUUCAUUGUCCAAAUGGUAAAAUCAUUGAAUUAGCUUUAUGGGAUACUGCUGGUCAAGAAGAAUAUGACCGUUUAAGACCACUAAGUUAUCCAAAUGUUGAUGUUUUACUUAUUUGUUUUGCUUUAGAUAAUUUAAUUUCUUUACAAAAUGUUAAAGAUAAUUGGUUCCCAGAAGUUAGUCAUUUUUGUCCUGGUAUCCCAAUUAUUUUAGUUGGAACUAAAUCGGAUUUAUUCAGUGAUAUCGAUCCAGAUUUACCAAUGCAAUUAGCUACUGAUAUUAAUGCUAUUGGUUACAUCCAAUGUAGUGCUAAAAAUAUGUUUAAUAUAAAGACAGUUUUCAAUUUUGCUUUAAAUCAUUUCCAGAAACAAAAAGAAUAUCAAGAACAAGUUGAAAAACUGCUGAAGAAUAGAUUAUCAAAAGUUAUUCAUUCUAGAAAUCCAAGUAAUACCUCUCAAAAUAGGAAAGGUCAUUUCAAAAAUACUUCUUAUGAUUCAACCAUUUUAUUAGAUGCUCCUUUAAAUGAAGAUGAUUAUCAAUCAAAUCCUUAUGGGAAUUUUGAAAAUGCCAAUAAGUAUAACGAUGAUGAAUUUGCAUUUACAAGAAACGAUAAAAAGAAGAAGAGAAGGUGCAUUAUCUUAUAA